Corticium candelabrum is the source of this 1968-nucleotide messenger RNA. Its product is annotated as procollagen galactosyltransferase 1-like. The record is from RefSeq and is a predicted model, not a curated record. The coding region runs from base 146 to 1621 and encodes 491 amino acids. The transcript has 13 exons. Lineage: Eukaryota; Metazoa; Porifera; Homoscleromorpha; Homosclerophorida; Plakinidae. Gene Ontology annotation, molecular function: procollagen galactosyltransferase activity.
UUUAGUCGCGUUGGUCUGCCUCCUGGACGUUGUCUCGGGAGGACGAGAGGCGUCAGAUGAGCCCAUCGGACCUCAAAGCAGUCGACACCACAGAAGCGACGACGACGACGAAUCGUCGACAAUCAGAGAGAACGAGAGCAGACUGAUGCCGACUGUGUUUCUAGCCAUAUUGGCAUCUAAUCAAGCGCACUUACUUCCGCAAUUUUUAGCGUACAUCGAGAGACUGGAUUAUCCUCGAGAGCGCAUCUCAAUUGGUGUUCUUACUGACCACAACAUCGACAACACGUCCGCCAUGCUUCACGAGUGGGUGAUGAACGUGGAGGUGUUGUAUCAUAGUGUAUCGCUGAUAGACACGAAUGACGUAGUGUACAACUCAGAGCCACUGGUGUGGAACGAUGAGAGAUACCUGCACAUCAUGAAUCUACGAGAACGAUCCUUGAACGAGGCAAGACGUCAAUGGGCGGACUUCAUAUUGUUUGUUGAUUGUGACAAUUUUCUUGUCAACCCUCGGACGUUGAGAAAUCUCGUAGCGCAGAACAAGUCGCUGAUUGCUCCGAUGCUAACCGUACACAAGGACAGUAUGUACUCGAAUUUUUGGUGCGGAACGGACGAACAUGGGUACUACAAACGGACAUCCUCGUAUGUACCGACACUGAACCGCGAGAGGAGAGGCUGCUUUCCCGUUCCAAUGAUCUAUGGGACCAUAUUGAUAGAUCUCAGACGGCAAGGGUCGACACGUUUGUCAUAUAAGGAACAACCACUGAACUAUGGCGGACCAAACGAUGACAUGCUUUUGUUUGCGGCAUCCGUGAAAGCAGCAGAUCUCCAGAUGUAUAUCUUGAACGACGAGGUCUAUGGUCAUCUGAUGCCGACUGCGAGUCAAUAUUCAUCAGUCGACCACUUGAAGGUGUACUACAGCGAUUACAAGAUGACAACACUCUUGAAUGCCGGUGACAUUCCGUACACCGACAACGUGUACCGACCAACCCGUCCAACUGACAACUUGGGCUUCGAUAGGGUGUAUAUGAUUAACUUGAAACGGCAAGCAGAGAGACGGAAACGGAUGUUGUCGGCACUGAAUGAACUGAAUUUUGAGUAUACAGUCGUCGAUGCGGUCGAUGGAAAGAGUCUGACGAAUGAAGACUUAAGUAGCUUGAAAAUAAAACCUCUUCCGGGUUAUUUGGACCCGAUCGUUAAGCGGAAGAUCACUCUUGGUGAGAUUGGCUGCUUCUUGAGUCACUACAACUUGUGGAAAGAGGUUGAUGAACUGGAGCUAAAGCGAGUGAUCAUUUUGGAAGAUGAUCUUGAUUUUGAAGCUGGGUUUAUCAAUUCGUUUCGUUGGCUAAUCACAGAGGCGGAUACAGUCGUACCCGACUGGGAACUAAUUUACCUUGGACGGAAGCUGGUUUAUGGUAAUGAUCAAGAGGAUCAAGUUCCUGGAGCAGACACAUUAGUUAUCCCCAACUAUUCCUACUGGACGUUAGCGUAUACUCUCACACUAGCGGGCGCAAGGAAAUUGCUGGCACAACGACCACUUGAAAAGAUCAUCCCAGUCGAUGAGUAUCUGCCGAUCAUGUUUGACAAGCACGAUAUAGUGGAUGGAGGCGUUCUCUCCUCGUGAUCUUCAAGCGUAUUCAGCCGAGCCUCUUCUCGUUUAUCCAACACAUUAUAUUGGUGAUCCAGGCUACAUCAGCGACACAGAGCACACUCCGAUAUUACACGACGAGUUGUGACGGAGUUGUACGGUACAGUAGGUCUGUCUCUGUCUCGUGAAGGAAAACUAGGAUGUCGUGUUCGCUGUGGUUAAUUAAACUGGAAUCAUUGAUACCAAUAAGUCAUUCCCGACAAAAAUUUUCGGUACUUUUCCAUGUUUGUAUUGUACGGUUGGAGUUGCCGUCCAGCCGUACACAAUUUUCGAAAAUUUGAAUGACUUUGCCUUUGCAAGUCUUAACGAUUAUCGUUGAUCAA